Molecule: messenger RNA, 870 nt
Organism: Plenodomus lingam JN3
Lineage: Eukaryota; Fungi; Ascomycota; Dothideomycetes; Pleosporales; Leptosphaeriaceae
Source: RefSeq, a predicted model, not a curated record
AUGUCGCUGCAUCAAUGGACGGGAACUGAGGUGCAAACUACUAUGCCCGAGAUAUCUUCCUACCUUCGUUCAAUACCUCCAAAACCGAGCACAGUUUCCCCGGCUCCAUCGUGUGUCUGUGAAGAAGUGAUAUGCGCUCAAUCUUUUCCCGAGUCAUGCCUCUGUGCCAACCGAGCAGCCCAGAGCUGCUAUGCGAAGUGCGGUGGCCCCCAGCCCAUGAUGAAAUCAUGUACCGCAGGUGCACUCGUUGCGCGUGAGGUGGAGCCAGAAGCUUCAUCUGACCCCGAACAAGUGCCUGAACUGGCCAAAGAGUGUACAUGUGAAGAGACAAUGUGCAUACAGAUGUGGCCGGACUCAUGCUGGUGUGCGAAUGCGGCAGCGCAGCAGUGCUACAAGAAGUGUGGCGGCAGGAAACCGGUUCUCCAGAGCUGCCCGCCGCAACCAGUUGAUACGCCGACGAUACAAGUACCAAAUUCGACCACUUCAUCUACGCCUACAACCUUGCCCAAGCCAAUCAAUACGCACAAAAUAUGUGGAGGUGGACGAGCAAAUAUUUUAUUAUGCGAUCCUGGAGAGACGUGCAUCACUGACCCAUAUACGGGUGGGUGUGGGCCUGCCUGUGACGCAUUAGGUAUCUGCGUAAAGGACAAGAUGUGUGGUGGCUUUACAGGGCUUGCAUGCGAUGAGGAAGGUCAAGUGUGCCAUGAUGAUCCGCGAGACGAUUGUGACCCACUGAACGGUGGCUCAGACUGUGGAGGGUUCAUUGAAAGGUGGAUCCUUGGACCGUCUUACAAGCUCGAGAAUAACCAGCUUCUUGUAGGAAUACGACGUCAAUGGUUCUUUGAGUGCCAUGAUUACCUUAUGCAGUAA